Sesamum indicum (sesame) is the source of this 1202-nucleotide messenger RNA. Its product is annotated as putative RING-H2 finger protein ATL21A. The record is from RefSeq and is a predicted model, not a curated record. NCBI's taxonomy places the organism in Eukaryota, Viridiplantae, Streptophyta, Magnoliopsida, Lamiales, Pedaliaceae. Gene Ontology annotation, molecular function: polysaccharide binding.
ACUGUGCUUAAAUAUCAAACCUGUAACCUUUUAUAUACUCUUAAUUCAUUGUUCCCCGUCCCCGAUGAUCGACAUUCGAGAGCAUAUGGGCUUCCUGAAAGUUAAAUUCUUCCUUUUUCUGCUCAUUUCAGCUAUCAAUCGCAAGAUUUCUGGCCAAACUCUCACUUGUGGGUAUAACACCUUUUUUAUACAAUACCCUUUUCGAUUACUGCAAGAAGGCAAAAGCUCUCACCACAGGCAUAGAGGCCAUUCUGAUCAAUUUAUUCUGAAAUGCAACAGCCAGGGUUUAGCAGUUCUCAACCUCCCUUUUUCAGGAGAUUUUUAUGUCCGCAAUAUCGACUAUUUCAGGCAAAAAAUACAGCUUUAUGAUCCAGGGCACUGCCUUCCAGGCAGGCUUAUGAAUUUCAGCCUGUCAUUUUCUCCUUUUGUGGCUGUGGCUUAUCAGAAUUACACGUUUAUUAGCUGCCCCCCAGAAAGCCCUCAUAACUCAACUGUCAUUAGUUGCCUGAGCAACUCCACAGCCUCCGUCUUAGCUACUUCACUGAUGUCAAAGACAGAAGAGAUCUUGGAAUUGAAAGGGUGCAAUGCGAUUGUUACGCUGCAAAUCCCUGUUUCAUCGCCUAAUCAGUAUGAGUACAAUGGGUUUGAUGAUGAUCUUCUGUUGGCUUGGGAUGCUCCCAGUUGCAAUGGAGAACGCAAAGGUAGAUCUCGAAGCAAACCACUGUUCAGUAUCAUCUUAUUAUGUGUCAUCACAAUCUCCAUAGCGCUGCUAGGAGCAUUUUUCUGCAUAGCAUGCUGCCUGGGCUUCACAAGACUACUGUUGAAAAUCAAUGAGGCAGGCGUUCAAGGAUCGAACAGCUUCAUAAUCGCAGUUUGGGAUAUGUCUGCAGCCCCCCUAGAUGAAUCUCGGAUCAGCUCUGGGACAGAAGAGCUGACAGUAGGGGGAAGCCAGUGCAUUUCAGGGCCUAACGGUGAUUCCUGCCCCAUAUGUUUGGAAGAGUAUAAGGAAUCAGAAAGGCUAAGGAGAAUCCACAAUUGUCAUCACUGCUUCCAUGCAUGUUGCCUUGAUAAAUGGCUGCAGACGGAAAUUACUUGUCCUGUUUGCAGAAAUAUUGCCGUAUAACGUAGAAUUUGCUUACACUUUAUUACCAGGAAACCGAGUAUAUAUACUUUGCAGAACUAAUGUCAAAUUCUGGGCAGAG